Messenger RNA from Coprinopsis cinerea okayama7#130, 1721 nucleotides. RefSeq names its product MFS transporter. Gene Ontology annotation, biological process: transmembrane transport. The record is from RefSeq and is a predicted model, not a curated record. NCBI's taxonomy places the organism in Eukaryota, Fungi, Basidiomycota, Agaricomycetes, Agaricales, Psathyrellaceae. The coding region runs from base 1 to 1536 and encodes 511 amino acids. Gene Ontology annotation, molecular function: transmembrane transporter activity. The transcript has 10 exons. Gene Ontology annotation, cellular component: membrane.
AUGGCAAGGGCGUCUUUCCCUUCUAACUCGUCGGCACUUGGAGUACCUUUCGACGACGAUGCGUUGAGCAACCCAGUCAAGUCAAACCCUGUGGCCGAUACCAACGAGUCAUUCUACAACAACGAAGGAUAUGAACUGAAGCCUCUUCCUCAAGCCUUACACUCAUCCCACCUAAAGGACGGGAGAAACCUCGUGUCUCGGUCUCAACCUCAGCCUCAUCCAAUCCCAAGUGUUGACGCGACAACCGUGGCCAUCACGGUAGUCGAAGGAGUCAACGACCACAGUGGACAGGAAGCAGAACAGCUACAAGCAAGAUAUAGGAAGAAUGGGAUGAUCCAGUUUGCUGCGCUGUGCUGGCUUGUGUUACUCAUGGGCUGGAACGAUGGUACGACAGGGCCUUUGCUGCCUCGGAUGCAGCAUGAGUAUGGUUUGGGUUACUUGACUGUGUCUCUUAUAUUCGUUGUCAAUGGAAUGGGUCAUAUAACGGGCGCGGCUCUCAACAUCUUCCUCACCGCCAAACUAGGUUUUGGGAAGACGAUAGCACUCGGCUCUGCCAUCUCACUCGCCGGAUAUGUAAUCAUGUCGCCCGGUCCACCCUUCCCCGUCCUGGCGUGCUCUUACUACCUAAUUGGACUGGGCAUGUCUUUGCAGAACGCUCAAGGCAAUGGGUUCUUGGGAAGCUUGAAAGAGCACAUGUCAACCAAGCUGGGUAUCUUCCACGGCAUCUACGGCCUCGGAGCAUUCCUUUCCCCCUUCGCUUCAACCGCAUUCUCAACUCAGCCGCGCUGGUCGUUCUUUUUCCUCAUCUCGACAGGCUUGCAAUUGAGUAAUCUACUUUGCCUGGUGCUCGUGUUCCGGCUCAGGAAUCAGGACGAUGUACUCGCGGACGCAGGACAAGAGCCUUCACAAGAGGGCACCGCUGCAACUACUACUUCUGAACCAGCGUCGGCAAAUGGCAGCAGAGUAAAGGAGAUGUUCAAACUACCUGCCUUGCAUCUUUUGGCGAUCUUUGCGGUUAUCUAUGUCGGUGUCGAAGUUACCCUUGGAGGUUGGAUCGUCACAUUCAUCAUCCGAGAACGCAGUGGCGGUAGUAGCUCAGGCUACAUCUCGUCAGGUUUCUUUGGUGGGUUGGCACUAGGACGGGUAGCUCUGAUCUGGUUCAAUCGAUGGGUAGGAGAAGAAAGAGUCAUGUAUCUCUAUUCCGUGGUCUCGAUCGUUUUGGAACUGACGAUCUGGUUUGUUCCUUCAAUCAUUCAAAACGCCAUCGCGGUCUCAGUCAUCGGUCUUCUCCUCGGACCAAUGUUCCCCAUCAUCAUAUCGCAUUCGAGUCGGAUUCUACCUCGGUGGAUGCUUACUGCGUGCGUGGGGUGGAUUACUGGGAUUGCGGUUAGUGGAUCAGCGGCGUUGCCGUUUAUUACUGGGGUUUUGGCGUCGAGUUUGGGGAUUAGGGCGCUGCAGCCACUGAUGGUGUCGAUGUUGGGUGCAAUGUUGGUCGUUUGGGCUUGUGUACCGAAGGUUACGAGGAGGAUGGAUUAGAUAGAGUGAGCACCUCUGGGGUUUGUGGUUUCAUUUUACUUUGGGCAAUGGAAAAUGGUUUUCUUCCCGGUCACGCACGAAUGGUCCACUGAAAAGUCCGCUAUGGAAUCCCGUCUAGUAAUCCAUUCGUACAGUAAACUAUAAUAGUACACUUGAUACAACAGAGAAUAAAGAUAAAUCAAAGC